CCGAAUAUAUCUGCGGAGGUGGCAGAAUCUGGACACGCGCCUGGUUCGUCGUUUCCCCCAAGCUCUUCGGAGCAAUUGACACCCUAAUUUUUCGCCUGAUAGAUAAUCAACCUAAAUUCCUCCUCCUAGGGCAACGACUAUAAUUAACUACUACUCUUCCUUAAAAUUGAUACGAUAAGCAAUCAAAUUCCAACCAGCCCACCCCUCAAUUUUUCUCUCCGGUUAUCUGUUGUGAUAAAUUUAUUGAUAAUUGGUUUAGCAGAAAUGGAGAUUGACGAGAUAUUGGGGGAACCCAAACGGGCGAGCAUCCGGACGAAGAGCGUGAUAUACUCGUGGGGCUACAAUCACUCGGGUCAAACGGGUCGUAGGGGUAAAGAUGGUAAUUUGCGUAUCCCGAGGCAGCUGCCGACCGACCUCUUCGGUUGUCCCGCCGCCGGCGGGAACUUGCGGUGGCUUGAUAUAGCUUGCGGGCGCGAACACACCGCUGCCGUCGCCUCCGAUGGCUCGCUCUUCACAUGGGGGGCAAAUGAAUAUGGGCAGCUUGGUGAUGGUACUGAGAGGGGCAAAAAAUACCCGAAGAAAGUGAAGCGGUUACAGUCCGAAUUCGUGAUCUCUGUUUCUUGUGGGGCCCACUGCACUGCAGCCAUUGCAGAAUCCCGUGAGAACGAUGGAUCGAUAUCGACGAGGAGAUUAUGGGUUUGGGGGCAGAAUCAGGGUUCUAAUUAUCCGCGCUUAUAUUGGGGAGCAUUCACCGAGAACACGGUCGUUCGGCAAGUCUCGUGUGGGGCCGUUCAUGUAGUUGCUCUGUCAGAAGACGGUUUGCUACAAGCAUGGGGCUAUAACGAGUAUGGCCAGCUCGGCAGAGGUAUUACCUGCGAAGGCCUUCAGCGGGCCCGUCUUAUUAAAGGGUACGCUCGAUUCCUCGACGAAUCGCCCGAGCUCGUGAAAAUUAUCCAGGUGUCAUGCGGAGAGUACCACACUGCAGCUGUAUCGGAUGACGGCGAAGUCUAUACGUGGGGACUCGGGAGCUCCGGUCAACUCGGUCACUGUUCGCUUCAAUCGGGCGAUAAAGAGAUUUUGCCUAGGCGUGUGGUUGCUCUCGACGGUAUAGUUAUAAAAGAGGUGGCAUGUGGUGGUGUGCACACAUGUGCUUUGACUGAAAAAGGAGCUCUAUAUGGGUGGGGCGGAAGUCAGUCGGGGCAGUUGGGUCUGGGCCCACAAACUGGAUUCUUUUCUUGUAGAGCAAAUGGAUCCGGAUCCGACCCGAUGCUUCGGAAUAUACCCGUUUUGGUGAUUCCGAACGGUGUGCAGUUAGUUACCUGUGGUCAUUCUCACACACUAAUUUGCACCAAGGAAGGGAGAAUAUACGGGUGGGGUUAUAAUAGCUAUGGCCAGGCAGCUAACGAGAAGUCUACUUAUGCGUGGUAUCCUUCUCCGGUUGAUUGGUGUGUUGGGGAAGUAAGGAAGUUAGCUGCUGGAGGCGGCCAUUCGGCCGUACUAACGGAUGCUUACUCGUUGAAGGAGCUGUGUGAGUUUACAUUAGCGAAUAAUUUGAAUCUUUCGAAUGCGUCGGAAAUUGAGGAUGUUGCCUCGAGAACUGGAUCGGAUGCUUUGGCUCGGCUUUGUGAAAGAUUAAGGGAGCAUAUGAUCAACGGUGGGGAUCACAUCCACAGCUACAACGAGACUGAGUUUGGUGCUUGAAUUCAGCUUCGGCCAAGUUUCACCCAUUGUUUCGAUUUUCGUUUUCUUCUCGUCGCAAUUUAAAAAUAUUAAAGCAUUUGUUAGUCAAUUGUAGGAAAAUAAGUAUGUACUGUCUGUAAAUUAAACCUUGUACAAAUACCAGCCUGACAUUCUUAAUUCUGGUAAAUACUUAUGUACAAUACUAGCCUUGUAUAAAUUAAAUCAGCUCCCAGUAUUUUUUUUA
This is a messenger RNA of Erythranthe guttata (spotted monkey flower), 1924 nucleotides long. Its product is annotated as Regulator of chromosome condensation (RCC1) family protein. Lineage: Eukaryota; Viridiplantae; Streptophyta; Magnoliopsida; Lamiales; Phrymaceae. The record is from RefSeq and is a predicted model, not a curated record.